Cladocopium goreaui is the source of this 2086-nucleotide messenger RNA. The record is from the annotation of a GenBank genome assembly. Lineage: Eukaryota; Dinophyceae; Suessiales; Symbiodiniaceae.
UGGUUUUGCGAAACAUUUCCACAGGAUGUAGAGCCAUGGCGUCCGCCAGCACAAGCCGUGCUAACCAGAAGCACUUGCCUAGGGGGGUUUCCAAGAAGAUCUUGAAGAAAGGGAGCAGUCGAGAUCCAGCCCUCGAUAGCCUCGAUUUGACGGGUUUGUCCUCUUUGGUGGCUAAACCAGCCGUGCGUCGGAAAAUUUACAGUGAGGCUCGGUCCUUUCUAGGUGAUGCUAAGAGCGAAACGCAGGAGGAGCUUUCAUCGAAGGCGCUGUUCCAGCAAGCCGCAGCAUCAGUUCGACAAUCAGUCAGGAAAGCAAGUAUCGCCGGACUUGCAAUCGACCAGAUGUCUCAGAGCCAGAGCGGAGUUGAUUUCCGCAGCCAAGCUGCAGAUGAAUCGGCUGGGAGCGCUGCUGUGUGCCGUCUCUCCGCUACUUCAACAAGCUCCAAAGAGCAGAUGCCAGAGACGACAAUGCAGGCUGGAAUGGACGCGGAUCACGUCGAGAACGAAGCAGAGGUUGAAACCGAAAGACUCAGGCAGCAUUUUCUGAGAACUUUGGAGGAGGUGAAGCAGAUCUUGGAAAGAAUUGAUCUAUCCGACACACUGGAGGAGGUUUCGCACGUCUUGGAUUGGGUCAAAGAGUUGGAGGCCAUGAUGGAUGAAAUGACAAGUUCGUCAAGUUCAAGUCUGGAGAACUAUGAGGUAGUUGCCGAGGCAAGGAAGGAUGUGGAGGAGCGCGUGCAGCAUGCUUUGGAGAUGGCCAGCAAGAAGAUACCAGAAGCCGUGCAAGCCAUACACAGGUCCAGGAGCCCCAACACUUCUCAGCUUGCAACCAAUGCCCUCAUGAAUAUGGAAGGCUUCAAAGAGCAGUCUGAACUCCUGGGUGCCCCCUUUGUGAAACCCAAGAAAGCCAAAGUCAAAGGUCACAAAAAGCAGGACCAGGAGCAGGCGACAGAAAGGCGCUUUUCACGUGAGCAACUGCGACAGAAGCUGAGGAGCAAUGCCUUGCAUGGCUGGAUGCCUCUUCCUCCACCAUUGCGGACAGAAACCCCCAAGACACGAGAUGAGCGCUCGGAAAGUUGGCUGAAGUGGUGGUCUCACGAAGAAGGAGAUGGCUUAGAUCGGCGAGAAGCUUUUUUUCAGAAUUUGCCACCCAACAAGCUGACUCUCAUGGAGAUGGAACUGCGGGAUGCAAUCAUAGACUUCUUGGAGCAGAGGAAGUCAGAGGACAGCCCAACCUGGGAUGAGAUAAGGGUGCAACCGAUGGUUGUUGAAUGUACGAAGAAAGCCCUGCCACACUUUGUCUCCCUCGAGGAGUGGUUGCACAGACGCCAGCGUUUGUCAAAUCAUGGAAUCAUCACCUGGCCACCGCCACCACCACUGUGGAGACUGGAACCUACAGAAAGGUGGAAGAAGGACCUACCGCCUGAGCCAUCACCAGAAGCUCAUACCAAGUUUCAACGCCGAGACUCCACCCAACGGCGCGGCAGCAGCGUCUUUGGGGUGAAUUUCCAAGUGACUGACCACGGCCAGAUCUUCGGCGUUUUAGCAGGCGACGAGGAGGCUGUAUGUGAAUUGCCUUGGCCUUGUAGCUCUGUGGUGCCAGAGCAGAAGAACUUCGGCUGGAUAAAAAGCUCAGGCGCUCGGGGAUGCUUGCCUUCUGUUGCUACACACGGCAACAUGACUGUCGAGGAUGUAAUGGCCUGGCGCCUUUCGCAUCGGUUUCGGCAGCGUAGGGUGGAGCCAGUUCUGCAGAGCAUGUGGCAGGCGCUCGCGAAGCAGAGAUUACCAAAGACUUGCAAAUGCGAGCAUUGCAGGGGCACUUUGCAGUAUGAAAUUACAUUGGCUAGCAGUGAGUGAUAGUGAGUAAGGUUGCGAAAUCAGCCUGUCGGCUACUGUUUCAAAGAAACAUUGCAGAAAGGCUUGAUCUAGGAAAAGCACGCAAGCUUGUGCAAUUCCUGUCGCGGCGAAUGAGAUUGCGCAAGCCUGUUUGAAAGGCCACGAAUGUGGACCAUGAACAGCUGCGCUCAAUGUGGCCAGUGUACAGGUGUGCCACGGAACAAAUCCCCACGUGCGCAGCCAUGGAAGAA